Messenger RNA from Ictalurus punctatus (channel catfish), 2370 nucleotides. RefSeq names its product coiled-coil domain containing 24 (gene ccdc24). The transcript is spliced from 9 exons. The record is from RefSeq and is a predicted model, not a curated record. Lineage: Eukaryota; Metazoa; Chordata; Actinopteri; Siluriformes; Ictaluridae. Bases 468 to 1670 code for a protein of 400 amino acids.
UGAUUGAUUGAUUGAUUGAUGUAACCAUCUGUUUGAGUUUUCUUUCCUUAAACGCAUUUUCGUUAUAUUUUACUGGAUUGUUGUGUUUCCUGAUUGGAGAAAAAAACUAACAAAAAAAAAAAAAAAACAUUAAAAGGCUUCUAAUGGUGUUUGUUUUAUUCCACAUUGGGCUUAGUGUAAUGGCCGUAAUGAGGAAUCACAUGGUAACUAAACAUGGAUAUAUAUGAUAUCUUUUUAAAUGAGAUUAAAUGAGACUAUUCGAAGAAGAAAAAAAACACAGUCGUGCAUAACUACAACGAGUAUGAACGAAAUGUAAAAAGAGUUUGUGUGGACUGCUCUGCUUGUGCAUGUAAUUUCACCUGUUCUCGUUUGUAGCUGAAAUCUCGCGAGAGUUCGUUCCUAGUAACGCACUGUUUACACAGAUACAGGAAGCAGCGAGGGAAUUAGUGUGCACAGAAUGGUGUUAAAUGAGUGAUGUAGAUGGCUUAAUGGAGCCUGUCCAGCGACAGCAGUGUGUAUGGAGCCUGAUAAAGGAGUGUGUGCCAGACUCCGAGCUUCCUGAGAUAAAGGCUAUACUCGGGGAUGCACUCAUAGACAUGUACACAGAAGUCUACUCUGAGGUGCAGAUGUGGGAGCAGAUGUGGCAUGAGGUGCAUGAUGGGAAAUCCCAGAUGCCCCACUCCUCUCUUGCUGACCCUCCAGCUGUUAAAGAGCUGCUGCGUUCUGAGCUCCAGCUGCUGCUGCUCAGUCUCAGACAACAGUCCACUACACUGGGCAGAGAUGGAGAUAAAGUCAUGUCCCGAUACAAUCCCAAGGUGGUGAGUUAUGCACUCAGCACAGAGAGACAGCGAAGUCCAGACAGCUUUGAGUGUGCAACACCAUCUAGCAGGCCUGCGUCCAGCAGGUCAAGCUCAAGACUCUCAUCUCACUCCAGCAUCGAAGAUGAAAUUGAAGCUCUGCGGCACAAACUGAACAUCACCCAUAUAAACGAAGUUGUGUCCCAUCUAAAAUCAGUUCUUACUGAGGAAUGUGAAGUUCUGAAAAAUGAUGUUCAGGUGCUGCAGGAGAGUGUGGAGUUGGAAUAUCUGAAGCAGAGCGGCUUCAUGGAACCCACACUAAUAGAGCUGAAAAAGGAGCGCCGACUUAUCCAGCAAGACUUGGAAGCCCUGAAUUUGUUGAAUGAGCCUACAUGCACAGAUAAACCGAAGCCUGAUGUUUCUCAGAUUCCCAGCAGGGAAAUGAAGCAGCCAGUCUCACCUAGAAGAGAUUUUCUUCAACCAAAGCCUCCUCCAGCUGUAGCACGACAUGAUAACAGACCUAAUUUCUUGGGCCAAACCAGGCACAGAAUUUCUCUUAAGGCUAUGCAGCUUCCAGGGUCAUCCCCGAAUCCUUCACAGCUUCAGGAACUAGAUUUGGAGAACUCCCAUAUGCCGCAGAUUAGCUCUGCUUCUUCAGCCACUAUACAGAGUUCUCCGAGUGAGUCGAAAAUUGCAUUUGUAGGAUCUGCAACCUGUAGACUUAAAGAUGGGGCACUGGCUGGGCAUUUCGGGGCUGCCCCAACACCACUGAUACCUGCCCCACCGGCAGGGCAGAGAGCCAGCAGUAGGGGGCAGCGAGUGGGCAGACGCCUGGCACCUAAUCAAACAGGAAACCUGCUCAGUGCCACCUAAACGCACCUGAGAUAAACAUGCAUGAUCUAGACAUAUCAUUUACAUUCCAAACUAUAUAGUAAGACUAAUGACACAUGUUUACACGUUUAUUUCAUACAUGCAAUGCAAGUAAACAGCUCAGGUAUUCCAUAAAAGGCACACAGACAGUUGAUCUUUAAAAUAAACUUUAUUUUACCAUUUGAAAUUGAACCAUUUAAGAUACACAGCUGACGCGACUAAGACAAUGUUUGAUGCAAUUUGGCCCUAAGAUUCCAAAGACAUGGUUAGAUAUGUUUGAUAGAAAGUUCUGAGCUCAUUUUCAGUUUCCCUGCCAUCACAGUAACUUCACCAGGACGUGACAGUAGUGGACAGUACAGUAGUGGACACCUUCAUUUUUUUUACUUUUUUUUUUUUUUUUUAAUUGUUAUUUUUUUUCUGCAGUUCGUUUGAGUAGUAGAGAGUGAGUGGGGUCGUAAUGCUGUACACGAUGCUAUUAAACAUCAUCAAAGUGACACUGUAAAGUGCUGGAACAUGAACAUGCACGAUGAUGCAUUCCGUUCGGAAAUAAAAGGUCUCUUUACAACAGCAAGGAGCUUGGAUAGAAAAAAAAAAUCCAAAUACGUCCAAAUACGAUAUAGUGUGCAUUAUUACUUGGCGAACCCACAAAAAAAAAGAAAAAAAAGAAAAGAAAAUCAGCUGUAUUUAUAGUGGAAAUGAAUAA